Messenger RNA from Moneuplotes crassus, 735 nucleotides. The record is from the annotation of a GenBank genome assembly. NCBI's taxonomy places the organism in Eukaryota, Ciliophora, Spirotrichea, Euplotida, Euplotidae.
AAAGAGUUUAAUAUUAAUGGAAUCUUUACGUACAAUCGAGCUUGAAGUCCACAAGCAAGAAAAAUUAUUUUACAUUAGCUACAGAGGAGUUCUGAGCAGACCUCUGGGCUACUCCAUGAAGAAGCUCUACGAAGGCCAAUGCGGCAUGAGGAGUAAGAAGGAGAUCCGCAACCUUGGAUGUGACAAGUUGAGGGCCCAAUUCAACAUGAUCGGGUUUGCAAGAGAUAGAAGUUUCUACCCAGACUCUCAUCUGGAGUACAUGGAGAAGAAGUGUUUCCAUGAGUUAGAGAUCUGGAAUUCAGAACGUUUUAAAUUCAGAGAUUCGCCAGAAUUGUACACGAAGAACUGCAUUCCCAGGAGAGGCAUUAUCAACAUCUGCAGAGUGGCAAGGUUUAUCACAACCGUUUUCAACAUUGAUAUUCCUCGCCUACAAGUCAAGGAUCUUAACAAGAUCUUCCAUGCAUUCCAUCACGUCAAUGAAUUCUGGAUGUUUGGAGGCAACAUGGUUGGAAGUCCCUCUGAUUUUAGAAUCGACCCUUCUGUUGAGUUCAAGAUCACUGUGAUCCUACCAGGCAAAAUGAAAGACAACCACCACUGGUUGUCCGCCCUCGUUGAGUCUCCUUCAAUCAGGAAGAACCUAAGAAGCUUCAGAGAUCACCAUUCAAAGAACAAGAAAUUAGAGGAGGUUCUGGCGAAAUGGAAAACUCACAUUUAUAUUGAAAGAAGGUAAUUCAA